AUGAAAUGUAUAAUGGCUUCACGGCUUGACCGCAGACGCGGCAUUGGGCCUGAGUACCGGGAGGCAUUGGCCCAAGCGCAGCCUCCCUGCAUUCCCUUCCUGAGUACUCCCUUCCCCCCCCCCGACAGACGCCUCUUGGGGCCUGGUGAUAGUGGCCUGAUGACGACGCUGGUGCGUGGACGUCUCCUGACAGACCUGGAUAAUGGUGGCCAAGUCAUGGGCGUGCAGGCCAGGGUGAGCUUUGCUGCGUGGCGUUGGCGCAGACCACACCUGGCCUUCGUGUUACGCAUCAAGACCGGGUCGCCCCCUGCGGCCAAUGAAGAGAGCCAACGGCUCGUUUCCCGGCUGCUGGCACUCGGGGGACCCCGGCGAAGAGGUGGGCAAGGGACAGGGCAACGCAAACAGGUUACGAGCGACAUCUUGGCUUUCUUACACGAACUCGAACUAGAACGACAAGGCCUGAUUUGA
Acanthamoeba castellanii str. Neff is the source of this 468-nucleotide messenger RNA. RefSeq lists its product as uncharacterized. The record is from RefSeq and is a predicted model, not a curated record. The coding region runs from base 1 to 468 and encodes 155 amino acids. The transcript has 3 exons. Lineage: Eukaryota; Discosea; Longamoebia; Acanthamoebidae.